AUGGGGAAUUUUGUGGAAGAGAGAUGGGAAUGGAAGCUAACAUGGAGAAGGAACUUCUUUUACCAUGAAAUUGACAUGGUAGCUGAUUUUAUAGCUGACAUCGAGUCAGGCAACAUCAAUCACUCCAAUAGGGAUUUCCUUUGUUGGAAGUCUGAUCCUAAUGGUCUAUAUUCCACAAAGUCUGCUUACAAAGUGCUGCAGGAGGGUCAUGCUAGUGCUAUUGAGGACAGGGUUCUUAACAUCAUGUGGAGUCUGAAAAUACCCCCAAGAGCUAGUGCUUUUUCAUGGAGAUUAUUCAAGAAUAGGCUCCCUACUAGGGAUAAUCUUAGAAGGAGGCAAGUGUCAUUGCAUACAUAUAGUUGCCCCUUAUGUGACCUUGAAGAAGAAUCUGUCAAUCAUCUUUUUUUCAACUGCUCCAAGACUAGGAGUCUCUGGUGGGAGCCUAUGAGAUGGGUUAAUAGAGUGGGUCCCUUCCCCACUGACCCAAAGAAUCAUUUUCUGCAAUUCUCUCAGUGGAAUAGGCCAAGCUACACAAUCAAGAGAUGGGAAUUUCUCUGGAUAGCUUUGUCAGUGUCCAUUUGGCAUCACAGAAAUGGCAUGAUUUUCAAUAAUCAGCCUUUUAAUCCAGAAAAGGUCAUGGAUGAGGCUCUAUUCCACACCUGGUCGUGGAUCAAGUGUGUGGAGAAGGGUUUCCAAUCGCAUUUUGAUUUCUGGUCAACUAAUCUGAAGGAGGCUUUUUCUUAA
This is a messenger RNA of Glycine soja, 744 nucleotides long. RefSeq lists its product as uncharacterized. Lineage: Eukaryota; Viridiplantae; Streptophyta; Magnoliopsida; Fabales; Fabaceae. Bases 1 to 744 code for a protein of 247 amino acids. The record is from RefSeq and is a predicted model, not a curated record. The transcript has a single exon.